Molecule: messenger RNA, 3542 nt
Organism: Megachile rotundata (alfalfa leafcutting bee)
Lineage: Eukaryota; Metazoa; Arthropoda; Insecta; Hymenoptera; Megachilidae
Gene: tous
Product: testes of unusual size
Molecular function (GO): protein binding
Source: RefSeq, a predicted model, not a curated record
GGAGGUAUGUAGCAAUUUGUGAAACUGGGGAGAAACCUACAAUAGCAAUUUAUGAUCUUCAGACACUUAAGAGAAGAAAACUUCUUGGAAUACCAUUUGACACUCCUGGUGUCACAAAAUUCACAUGUGUGGAGUUUAGCUUUGAUAGCAAAUAUUUAGCAGCAGUUACUGGAGAACCUGAUCAAAUGAUGCUUUAUUACAAUUGGGAAAAAGGAAAAGUGGAAUCCAGUAUAGCAGUAGGGAAUCCUCAAAAUUUAUUGGCUGUUGUAGACGUAUUAGCUUGUAACCCAGCAGAUAGUGGGGUGGUUGCACUUGGAGGACUAUACAAUUUCAAAUUUCUGACACUUUCUGACUCUGUAUGGCGUCCCUAUGGAUUUUCAAAGGCAGACAACAUACUUAUAUGUUCAAUGGCAUGGUUGAAUUCAGAUAGAUUAUUUCUUGGAACAAGAGAUGGUAGAAUCUUUUACUUAGAACAUGGUGACUUAAAAAAUAUGUAUAAGAUGUCAGAUACAGUAUCUAUGAAUCUUAAAAUUCGAGAAGAAUAUGUAAUACCAGCUAGUAGUUCACUACUGAAUGUUAGCAAAGAUAUUUCAUGGGAACACCAUAUUAGUUGUUUAAUUGCCUUUCACAGAGGAUUCGCAUUUGCAUUUGGCUUUAAGACAAUUAUAUUAUUUGAAAGAGAUGGUCAGCAUAAGUAUGUGAAAAGAAAUAUUUAUGUAGUUCCACCACAAAUAUCUAAAGACAACAGUCGAGACUUAUAUAAAAUUAAUGCUAUGAAUGUUAAUCUAAGUUUUGAUCGCCUGUUAGUAACAACUGGUUGGACUCAAAUAUUUUAUGCAAGAUUAUGGGGACCAGAUCUAAAUGUAGAUCCAGAGCCACAAGAAUUAAAUAUUAUGGGUCAACCAUUGCACCAAGGACCCAUAAGUAAUCUGUCAGUAUGUGCUUGGAAAUCUAUUUUUAUGACCUGUGGAGAACUUGACAACAGUGUAAGAUUAUGGGAUUUUGAAUCAGGAAAUUUGACUUUACUUAAACAAUAUGCAGAAGAUAUUUGUGGAAUUGCAUUACACCCUACAGGUCUUUUCUGCUUAAUUGGUUUCAGUGACAAGUUACGCUUUAUGAGCAUACUGAUAGAUGAUUUACUACUCAUGGAGGAAUUUCCUAUUAGAUGCUGUAAGACUGCAUCAUUUAGUUACGGGGGACAUUUAUUUGCUGCUGUUAACGGAAAUAUCGUACAAGUUUAUUCGUCCAUCGAUUACGUUAAUUGUUUUGUUUUAAAAGGACAUAUAAAUAGAGUGAAGACUUUAUUAUGGUCAAGGUCGGAUACAAAACUGCUGACAUUAGGUGCAGAAGGUGUGAUAUAUCAAUGGGAUAUGAGCACUGGCCGACGUUCUGCAGAAAUAAUUUUAAGAGGCCUAAAAUUACACGAUAUUGCUUUCUCUGUUGAUGAAUUAGUUUCUUACUGUAUUACCGAUGAUAAUUUAAUACGUGAAAUAAAGGAUAGCGCGGUAGUUAGGCAGUAUAAUCUCCCAGAUGCAAACAUGUACUCUAUGGUAUUAGGAAAAGAGGAUCAAGUUCUAUUUCUUGUUUGCCCUAAUGGUAUUAUUUUAUCAGUGAAAUGUCCACUUCAAGAACCAAUACAUUAUACUUCUUUUCAUAUUCAUUCUGCUGAUAUUACAAAGAUUGCUCUUUCUUACAAUGAACAAUAUUUAAUAUCUACUGCUGCAGAUGGUAGUUUAUGUAUUUGGAGGCUGUUUUAUCCUGAAGGAAAAGGGACAAUAGGUAAAGAGCUUCCAUAUACAAAUGAAGUGCUAAUUAGCAAAGGAGAUUUAGAAGAAAAAAUACAAAUGAUUGAAAUCUUGAAUGUUAGAAUGAGAGAGCUGGAAACAGAGCACGCAUAUAAAAUGCGUCAAAUAGAAGUCCUGCAUAACGAUAAAGUGCGUGAUAUUCAUCAAGGAUAUUGCGAAGCUAUUGAAGAAUUAAGAGAUAACAUAAGCAGACAACAAGAGAAUCAUAAGAUUGAAUUAAAUGCGAUAAAUGUGGAAAUAGUUAAAAUGAAGGAAAAGCACGAAGAAACGAUGAAACAAGUAGAAAUGAAUUACGACGCUAAGCUUAUUACAGAAUAUGAUAAGUAUUUAGCGCUGGAAAAUAGCAUGAAUGCAAUGCGUAAAGAUUAUGAAAAACGUUUGGAAGAAGUAGAGAAACAUGGAAUCGACGAAUUACAGGCAGCAACGGUUAAAUAUGAAGCUCUUCUUUAUGAAAAGAAACUGCAGCUAGAGCAAAUUCAAGAUGAGAUGACCCAUCAGGAACAGGUACAUGAACAGAUGACGACACAAAUAGAAGACGACGCAGAUCAAGAAAUACUGGAACUGAGAACAAAUUAUGAAAGCAAGUUACAGGAAGAAAAAGAGUUGAAUAUACGACUGAAAGGAGAAGCUGGGAUGAUACGUAAUAAAUUUGUUGCUAGUCAGAAAGAAAUUGAAGAACUGAAAAGGCAAGUGCAACGAGUCCAAAGUCAAUAUAAAUAUUUCCAAACAACUAUUCAAGAACUAGAGAAAGAUAAAGAAGACCUAAGGAAAGAGAUAAUCGAGAGAGAUAUCACGGUUCAAGAUAGAGAAAAUCAGAUAUACGAGUUAAAACGCUCAAAUCAGGAGUUGGAAAAAUUCAAGUUUGUCUUAAAUUAUAAGAUUACAGAAUUAAAAAAUCAGAUAGAACCGCGGGAACAAGAAAUCAAAGAACUUAAGGAAAAGAUUCGAGAUAUGGAAACGGAACUUGUUAAUUUACAUAAGACUAAUGUUAGUUUAGAAUUACAACUACACGAGUUGAGAGAAAAAUUGGGAGCCGCGAGACGUGAACUUCAAUAUGAAAUGCACCGAAAUAAAAGGUGCCAACAAUUUGUAAAAAAGAUACGAGUAGAUUUACUUGACGUUUCGGGUCUCGUACAAGAACCACAAGCGUUGAAAGCUGCAGUUACCAAAUUGUAUCAUAAAUACAGUUCCAGCGAUGAAUUCUUACGUAGUCGUAAAGCAGAUUUAGAUGCACAGUGUGAAUUUAUAAAACAGAGAGACCAUUUAGAAAGGACAAUAGCUUCUCUUAAAAAACAAGUUUAUCAGGAUACGUCGGGUAGUAGUAAGGAUGUAGAUAGAACUAUAGAGGAAAAUAUUACACUGAUCGCAGAACUGAAUGCUCUGAGGGAAGAACUGAAAGAUUCAAGAAGACAUAUAAUGCAUAUGGAAGGUCUUUUAGGCUUAACAGGAAAAGAUAUAAAACCAUCUGAAGCAAGAAGAAAAAUAGAUGCUGCAUGUUAUGAUCAUGAAAAGUUACAAAAUGAAUACAAGUCCCAAAUGCAAGAAUGCCAAAGCAUAAUAAUUGCACUAAAAGAUGACAUGCAUAAACUGAUUAGUAAACUACCUUGUGAAGAACAAGAAAUUAAGGCAACUAUUUAAAUAUGCUUUUCUGCUAAUUCAACUAGUACUACAAAGAUAUUCAAAAAGGAUACUAUACAUAUAUAAUAAUAAAGUAUAAGUCUGUUAUAAAUUAUUUAU